AAAAAAAAGAAAAAAGAAAAAAAGCACUGUACAACCAGAAGAGCUGCCACUCUAACUCUUGCCCUAUUUCUCUCUCUAAAAUAUAUAUACACACAAACGCCAUAGCUGCUACCUUUGAACAUAUCUUAAGCGGUGAAUGUAAUCGUGGGUUUAAACCAAUUUAUUGAGUUUACUCAGCGAUCCGAGUACCGGCCGAGUCACCCCACGAGUUGCACCACCAUGGCGAACAAUCACGGCGAGACCCCGUCCGACGAUUUCCUAGAGCAGAUAUUAGGGUUUCCCGGCUACGUCCCCGGCACGGAGGCCGGUAUGGCGGCGAGCGAGGCGGCGCAGAACGCGAUGAUGCUGCAGCUCGGCUCCGGCGACGGCUCGUCUCACCUCGGCGCCCUGGGCGGCGGGCUCGGAGUCGGAAUCGGCGGCGGAUACGGCGUUGGGGGCGGAGGUGGGGGAUUCCCCCUUGGUUUGAGCUUGGAGCAAGGGAAGGCCGGCUUCGGAGAUGCCUCGGGGAGCGGGAAGAGGUUCGUCCGGGACGAGCUCGUUGGUUCUCGCGCCUCGUCUUCUCUCAAAUCGGGUUUUCAUGGACAGCCAAUCACAAAUACAGCUCCUGCAGCGCCUCAUCCACCUGCUGUCCGCCCAAGAGUACGAGCCAGGCGAGGCCAAGCGACCGAUCCACACAGCAUUGCUGAGAGGUUGAGGCGAGAAAGGAUAGCCGAAAGGAUAAGAGCAUUGCAAGAGUUAGUUCCUAGUGUCAACAAGACUGAUAGGGCAGCUAUGCUUGAUGAAAUUGUGGAUUAUGUGAAGUUCUUGCGGCUUCAAGUGAAGGUACUGAGCAUGAGUCGAUUGGGAGGAGCUGGUGCUGUGGCUCCACUCGUAACCGACAUCCCAAUAACCUCUCUUGAGGAAGAAGGAGCUGACGGUAAUCGAGCUCAGCCUGCCUGGGAAAAGUGGUCCAACGAUGGCACGGAAAGACAAGUGGCUAAACUCAUGGAAGAAAACGUUGGGGCCGCAAUGCAAUUUCUUCAAUCUAAGGCACUCUGCAUAAUGCCCAUAUCCCUUGCAAAAGCCAUCUACCACACACCGCCUCCCGACUCUACCCCCUUUGUGAAAUCCGAGUGCGACCCGCCAUCCUAAUCCUUUCGAUAAUCAAACCCAUGAUAAUUAGUCCCACUCAAUCCAAGGUUUUCCUAAUUUUCCACCCUUUUUUUACAUAUAAUCUCCAUCUUUAAUCAUAUGCUGGGUUUGACAAAAGCUAAUGGAGAUGUAGGUAAGGCUAAAGCCAUCAUGAACUCUCAUGACUCAUUUGAUUGGGAGAAAAAGUCAAACUUUUCUUGAUAUGCUGUG
Messenger RNA from Striga asiatica, 1341 nucleotides. NCBI's taxonomy places the organism in Eukaryota, Viridiplantae, Streptophyta, Magnoliopsida, Lamiales, Orobanchaceae. The record is from the annotation of a GenBank genome assembly.